AUGGCCGUCUUCAGAGAGAAUGGAGACGGCGUCGAAAAGUUCGACGUAGCAGACUGGUAUAAUGUACUGGGCAUGCAGUACAAUCCGGGAACUGACUCCAUGAAGCUCAAGGUGCCGGCCCAAGGCGCGAUACCCGAGAUCGUCACGAAAAGAUCUGUGUUAAGUGCCAUCGCUUCAAUCUUCGAUCGCAUGGGCAUCGCAGCUCCACUCUUGGUACAUGCGAAGCUGCUGAUGCAAAAGAUGUGGUCGUUAAAUCUGGCUUGGGAUGAUCCAGUGCCGCAGGAGGUCGAGAGAGACUUCAAAACAUGGUCUAAGGAACUGAAAUACCUGGAUUCCAUUGUAAUCCCACGAAGCUACUGGCAACAUGACACUCAGGACUCGAGAGUUUUGCACGUAUUCUCUGAUGCGUCUCGAUAUGCAUAUGGUUUCUGUGCAUAUAUUGUUUCGAGAUCGGCUCAGGGUUGUACGAGCUCAUUCCUUCUCGCCAAGUCCAGAGUGGCACCACUGAAAAACGCAACGAUCCCGCGACUCGAACUCAUGGCAAUGACUCUGGCGGCCGAGGCUAUCGACUAUAUUCGAACGCACUGCGGUAUCGCGUUCGACGAACAACACGUAUGGACCGACAACUCGGGAGUAUACUUCCAAGUCACUUCGGAGCAACCAGAGAAACUGGCAACAUUUGCACGAAAUCGUGUUCUCAAGAUUAAGCGUCUCACCAACGGCACUGAGAUUCAUCAUGUCCCCGGAGAGCUAAAUCCAGCUGAUUUGGUGAGCCGCGGCUGCACGUUCAAGGAGUUCAGCGAGAGCAUCUGGCUAACAGGGCCAAAGUUCAUCACGGAACCAGCGCAUAACUGGCCAAGGCUCGCGAAACAAAAACAUCUAGUCAUCGACGCUCAUAUGGUCGGAAUCGAAGAGACACCGUUCAAAAGCUUCAUUGUCACAAGACCAGAACCACCGAUACAGGUCAGCGUCAAUUUUAUCGACAAACCAACAGCCGAGCGUCCUCCAGCGGUAAUUCUGCGAUUCGACACGUGCAGUCGAUGGUCGAUCUAUCUCCGAGCAAUAGUCCGAUUUCGGAGGGCGAUCGAUCAUUGGAGACAUCGAAUCACGAAACGCGAAUUGACAAUGCCAAUACUCCAAGCGGAACUCACGCGUGCUGAGGAGUUUAUCGUCUCGCAAGUACAAGCAGAAUGCUAUGGCAAUGAAUACCGAUGCCGCCUCACAGAUUCCGGCCUACCGAGAAAGUCAACAUUGAGAGUGUUCAACCCAUUUCUCAAGGACAAUCUCAUCGCCCUCGGGGGAAGAUUGGGAGAUCAUUUAGGUGAUCUUCCCAAGAACCCUAUAAUUCUCCCACCCAAACAUCCGGUUACGAAGAUGAUCCUCAGGUACAUCCACGAGCGCAGUUGUCACGCUGGCCCUCGACUAGUCCUCAUGACGGCUCGCCAGAAGUAUUGGGUCCCGCAGGGCAGACGACUAAUCCAGAAUUUGAUCCACGGCUGCAAGAACUGUAGAGUAUUCCAUGCAAAACCCGUAUCAACGCCCAUGGGACCGCCGCCCGACGUCCGAGUGACGAAAUCCCACCCGUUUGAACACGUCGGAACAGACGUGAUCGGCCCUUUGUUCAUCAACGAAGCAAAGGAACAGAAGAAGAUAUGGAUAAUCAUCUUUACCUGCUGUGCUAUGCGGGCCAUACAUCUAGAAAUAUUGAACUCACUAUCAACAACCGAGUUCAUGAUGAGCCUUCGCCGCUUCAAGGCACGUCGUGGCUGCCCUAGAACCUUCUACUCGGACAACGCCAAAGCGUUCAAACGAGCAGCGGAAGAUCUCAAGGUCUUGGGAGAAAUCAUGCAGGGAACGACGGUCCGGGAAGCACUCGCCAGAGACGGAAUCGAGUGGAAAUUCUCAAUUGAAAAAUCUCCAUGGCAGAUGGGAUUUACGGAGCGCCUUGUCGGGAGCGUCAAGUCAGCACUCAGGAGGGUACUCGGGAAGGCGGUGGUCAACGCACAGGAGAUGGCAACCGUGCUGUGCGAAGUCGAGCUAAUGGUGAACAAGCGACCACUCUGCGAGGUGCCAGACGCUGAGCAUAUCGAUGUGUUAACGCCAUUGCAUUUUCUGGUUAUCCGCACCGAAGACCCCACCCAGGACUCGGCUGUCCCCGCUAAACUCAAGUCGAGCGAUGUAUUAAAGCGAUGGAGACACAAGAAGACGAUUGUCGAGUCCUUGUGGAAACGUUGGGAACACGAGUAUUUGUUGCUCCUCCGCAAUUUCCAUGAGACUUCUCCUCGCGAUUUACAAACGCUCAAGGUUGGACAGGUUGUCAUUAUAAAGGAUACCCAGACGCCAAAACUAUGUUGGAAGAUUGGGCGAGUAGAGAAGUUAAAUAUCAGUAGGGAUAACAUUGUCAGAUCAUGUAUGUUGAGGAUGGGGAACGGUAAAAAUCUACAGAGACCGUUAUCGCUUUUAUACCCUCUGGAAAUCGAAUAA
Messenger RNA from Galendromus occidentalis (western predatory mite), 2484 nucleotides. RefSeq lists its product as uncharacterized. The record is from RefSeq and is a predicted model, not a curated record. Gene Ontology annotation, biological process: DNA integration. The transcript has a single exon. NCBI's taxonomy places the organism in Eukaryota, Metazoa, Arthropoda, Arachnida, Mesostigmata, Phytoseiidae. Gene Ontology annotation, molecular function: nucleic acid binding. The coding region runs from base 1 to 2484 and encodes 827 amino acids.